Messenger RNA from Colletes gigas, 5910 nucleotides. Its product is annotated as monocarboxylate transporter 14. Gene Ontology annotation, biological process: transmembrane transport; monocarboxylic acid transport. The coding region runs from base 219 to 2240 and encodes 673 amino acids. Lineage: Eukaryota; Metazoa; Arthropoda; Insecta; Hymenoptera; Colletidae. The transcript is spliced from 12 exons. Gene Ontology annotation, molecular function: monocarboxylic acid transmembrane transporter activity. The record is from RefSeq and is a predicted model, not a curated record.
CGUAUUUCUACGCGCGCGGCGAGUUCGAGCCACCAGACGCGAGGUUACGUUUCGUGCACGUGUACUCGAGCACGCCGCCCUUUAACGCGGGAAUAAGUAGAGUCGAAACUCGCGAGCGGUUUGCUCGAACCAGUUUCAAACGCCUGACACCUGGAUCGACGAAUUUUCGUUAAAUCCGAAGACCAGAUCCGAAUGAAUCGAGUCAACCGUGGACGACGAUGGCGUCGCUGGGGAACAAAGCGGACGAGCAAGUCGCCAAGCCGCAGCAGAAUGGCCGCAGUCGCAAGAACGAGGAGCUGCAGCUCGAAGACAUUCAGGACAACAAUAACGAGAGCAUCGAAGUCGAGAUGGUGGUGCCGCCGGAUGGAGGAUGGGGUUGGGUGAUCGUGGCUGCCUCCUUCAUGUGCAAUCUCUUCGUGGACGGUAUCAUCUUCAGCUUCGGAGUGUUCCUGAACGACAUCUCCGAGGCUUUCGCUGUGUCCAAGGCGAGGGUCGCGCUGGUCGGCUCGCUGCAAUCAGGAUUUUAUCUUAUGGCUGGUCCUUUUGUGUCGGCGCUGGCCAACAGGUACGGCUUUAGGCUGGUGGCAAUCCUAGGAAGCGUCAUAAGUUGUGGUGCUUUUGUCCUCUCGUAUUUCAGCACAUCCAUCGAGUUCCUUUAUAUCUCUUACGGCGUCCUCGGAGGCAUCGGAGCAGGCUUGAUUUACGUGCCGGCUGUGAUAACUACCGGAUUUUAUUUUGAAAGAUGGAGAGCCCUGGCCACCGGGAUCGCGGUCUGCGGCUCCGGGAUCGGUGCCUUCUUGCUCGCACCCAUCUCUGACGUGCUCGUCAAGCAGUUUGGAUGGAGAGGCGCGUUGCUCUUCCAAGCAGGCAUGCUGUUGAAUUGCGCGAUUUUCGGCGCGAUGUUCCGGCCGUUGAAACCGACGAGGAUCAAGGUGAAGUCCACGCCCGAGAACGCUGGCUUACAAUUAGAAACAAAGAGCAGCCUAAUGGCGAGAGGGGUGUCCACUGCUUCGUUGCACUGCGUGCAGCCAGCCAGAAGCGGUUUCUUCGGCACCAACAACAACACGGAAUACCCCACGGCUGCGGAGCUGCUGGGCAGCAACCCCAACAUAGUAUACACCUCGAAGUCCUUGCACUCUCUGCACAAGGUCCACGUGGAAUUACAAGCGGAGAGAAAGCUGAGCAGCUCGGAGAAACGGCUGUCCGUCCCGAUCUAUCCCGAAUUGGACGUCACCAUGGACGACAAAAUCGCGGAAGAGGAGAACAAUCUUCUCGGUGGCGACGUGGAAAGACUGAACGGCAAAGUGCCCACGAUUCGCAGGCACACGAUUAGCGGCAGACGCCUUCGCGCGGACUCGGAAUGCAGCCAAAAGUCGCUGAAAGUGGGCAACAGGCGGAAUCCGUUCAACAAGGAUCCGCAACGGCCAUUUUACAGGGACGACAUUUUUUACGGCGGCUCUUUGAACAGGCUGCCCCAUUACAAGUCCCAGCAAUCGUCUGUGGGCUAUCACAUGUCGGUCACCCGGUUGCCAACGGCCACUGAUGUGGCUGAGGAGGAAAGCGGAAGUUGUUACAUCUGCCCCGAAAGCGUGCGGCGGAUCCUCACGACUAUGCUUGAUCUGAGCCUCCUGAAGAGCCCCUCUUUCCUCAUCCUGGCGAUCUCUGGUGGACUCACUAUGAUGGGCUUUUAUACACCCUUCAUGUACCUUCCAGAUCGAGCGAAGCUCGCAGGGAUAGAACCAUCCACAGCGAUGUUCCUGGUCUCCGUGAUCGGUAUUGGCAACACCAUUGGUCGUGUUGUCUGUGGUGUAGCGAGCAGCUUACCAGGCGUUGACGCGUUGGUAGUCAACAACAUAUUUAUCAGCGCUGGUGGACUCCUAACCGUGAUAUCCGGGCUGUCGCUCACCCAGAGCUACCAAUUCUUCUACGCUGCCACCUUCGGUAUCAGUAUAUCUGUUUUCGCCUCUCUGAGAUCGAUCCUCGUGGUGGACCUCCUGGGCUUGGAGAAAUUGACCAACGCUUUUGGAUUGCUUCUUCUGUUUCAAGGCGUGGCGGCGGCCAUAGGCGCGCCUCUUGCAGGCGUUUUCAUGGACGCCACCGGAAGCUACGACGCCUCGUUCUACCUGUCGGGGAGCCUGAUCUUCGUGUCCGCCUUGAUCUGCUAUCCCCUGAAGAGGAUCAACCAGUGGGAAACGGGGAAGAGCAACGAGCAGGUAGCGGACGAUCCCUCGAAGUCUUGAUCGUGAUCGAGAACCGUCUUGCCACCCAUAGACUGAGGUCUAUUCCGUUCGCUGUCGGGCGAUGUGUUUGUACAUACUAAUGCGUAAUAAUUUAUAGCGAGCUAGCUCGUAUCGGUAAUUAAUCCGCGCCGUAGCGGCGACGGGAGAGCGUACGCGAUCGACCAGCCAAUCGGGGACUCCGAAACGAAAGGUCUCCGAUGUCUGAAACGGUCCAGCGUUCGAGCUAGUGCAAUAGGCAGAUCAGCUUCGACUUCGCGACACGGAGGAAAGCGAGUCACCGUCCAAACGAGAACUUUCGCGUCGUGGACCAAAGGCCUCGAUCCACGAGGAACGCCCAAACGCCGUUCCCACCUGUAAAACGUGAGAUAACGAUAACAGCAACGCGUCUCUGUCGUACCAAACUUGUACCCAUGAAAUUAUAAUCGGGUGAAAACAAUGCAAAGGCGGGGAACAAUUACCGCGACUCAGCCUUCGAGCAGCCAUUUUAUUCACGAGAUCUAGAGUUUCGAAUCCUUAACGUCAGAUUUUCAUGCUCACGGUUACGGAACAUGUAAAAAUUAUUUGCUUGUAAUUAUCUAAUCAAGAGAAAAACUAUUUUAACGCAUUAACGACGGGGCAUUUUUAGUAAAACUUUCCUAUACGACGGGUGAUUUUAAUGAUGUAGAAUUCCUGCAACGUGUGAUAAGUAUUUUUGUAAUUUAAUAUAUUCUAUUGAAAUUUUCAGGAGUUAUACGUGGAUGAUAUUAGAAUUUUUUUUCCCGUCGGUGAUGUGUUAAUCAUCGAUGUCCGUAAACAUGGCGUUAUAAUUGCCCAUUUCUGCGCAGAGCACGCUCGAAACAGUAUCAAAUUCUUCUUUCGUCGAGCCUUCGAGGAUGUUCUGCGUCGCGUGUUGUCGCAUAGGUGGGAACGUGGAUUCUCGAACAAAGUUCUCAGUUUCCGCAGAAUGUUAAUCGUCGCGAAACCAGUUCCCAAACGCGUGACUUCUUUUAUAUUCUGAGGGGCUUGUCGCGCGCUCCUACGCCAUUUGCAACAGAAGUCUGCGACAAUUGGUCGAGGCGGUGAGACAUUUUAUUAAACGUAGUGUAUUAAGAGAGAAUAUAUCGAAUGUUAAUCGUCGACGCGUCGUUUUAAGAAAAUUGUUUUCGAACGUUCCCUCGGUGCUACCAUAAUCAGGCAGCCGGUUAAUAUUGAUCUUCGAGGGUCAUAAUUUUAUACACAUAUAGCAGAAGAGUACUCGAAAUACAUAAGACUUAAAAAAAUAGCUUUUCGUAGUAAAAUAUUACACGCACAUAAUGGUCCAGUAUCGGCCCUGUUUGUUACAACAAAUUAAUAAUCCGUGAAGCUUCCUACGAAGAAUUUCGUUUCUAGACAAUCGAUAAUCAUGUGAUCAAAGAUUUCUCGUAGUACUUAUUUUUCUGAACUCGUUAAAAUUCACGAAUUUAAUGCAGAUUUAUUUUUGUUAACGUCUCGUUCUCGAGGAUUUAAGGCCGUAGAGAAGAGAUAUGUCCAAUUGCGGGCGACGUAGCAGUCAGCGAGUUAUAGAGAAUUAUAAAGGAGUUUUACACGCAACAUGACCAACAGAUUAUAUACUCUUAUUGUUAGACACAAGCGUGUUUGCGAGUUAGAUAAGCACCCGUGAUCUUUAAACAUCGAUCUAUUUUUGCUAUAAUUACGUGCUGCUGAGAGCAAACUGCUAUGUAUACGAUAGCGUACUCUAGUUACCUUCUAACGGGUUCCGCGAUAGCCACGCCUAUUUUCAUUUCUUAUAUAGUGGAACAAUAUGUUUUGUAAGUUUAGUUCGAAUUCAAGGUCACUUGUUUUUUUAUUUCUGCAUAUCCUACGCGAGUAGAACGUGGAAAGUUGCGAAGAAACAGUCCAUCGAAAAUGAUCCGUCUUCCCACGAAAGUUGUUAAAGCUUUGGCUAAUCAGAAUCCGUGGCGUUGGUUCCACUGUGUCUUCCACGUUCGUAAACACCAAUGUUAUUCGUGUGUACUCGUAAUAACAGAAGAUAAAGGGAUUACGUUUUUCUUUCAGGGUCAAUUUUAUAGAAUUUAAAUAUUCGAUACCAGUUUAUUACGAGAAAAUGCUUUUUAUAGCUUUCAUAGAUGAAAUUGAAAUUUAUGUGACAAGAAGAUGGAACUUUUCGAAGGAAUUGUUUUUAAAAAAUGAUUUAUUCUACCCUCUUUCAGGGCUAAUUUUAUAGAAUUUGAAUAUUCGAAACGUUACUAGUUUAUUACGAGAAAAUGCUUUUUAUAGCUUUCAUAGAUGAAAUUGAAAUUUAUGUGACAAGAAGAUGGAACGUUUCGAAGGAAUUGUUUUUAAAAAAUGAUUUAUUCCACCUCCACAUUGUCGUAGGGAUAGUUAUAGUGUAAUAUUUGUCUUGUAAAUCCCCACUCUAGAGUUUAAUAAUUUCAUCUCCAAUAAUACAGAAGACAGAGACACUAGAAACAUUAACAAUCUACUGUCCCUGCAGCCAUCUCCCAAACGCACAGUACAAAUCGUAACGUUUUAUUUCCACAAUCAAUUUUGCACAAACAUGAACAAUUUUUUAUAGAGAUAUUCGAACUCGAUCUCCACGAAUUUGUAUCCUGCAUCUUGUGUAGAGUACGUAGAAGAUAAAAAGAAUUUGACCUCGAAUUUCCAUUUCGAAUCGAAUGUAUAGGCUUCCUCAGAAGUCUUUAGCAUUAUGGCCUACACUUUGUACGUUAUCGUCGUCGAUAGCGCGAGGUGUUCCGGAAGCCACACAUAGCUUCCGGGUUACCUCACGAGUUAUAUUUCUAUUAUGAUUAAGUUCACGAUCACGCGACCAGUACGUUAAAGGCGUAUGUACUUGCACGAACGAGUACGCGUAAUCUCGAUAGACAGCGCUGUUAGGGUAUCCCAGAAAAUAUUGCAUAUUUCGAAACGGUGCAAUAUAUGCUUCAACAGUUGUUAAACUUCGAUGAGCAAUUAAAACAUUUCGUGUCCUCCCCUUCCUUGAAAUUGCGAAACGCCCUCUAGUCAUAACUGUCGAAUCAUCGAAUGCAAAAUUUUUUAUAAUCGGUGCAAAAAGAAUUUUAAUUUGAAAUAGGUUUGAAAAUAACCAGGAUGCAUGGUACCUGAAAUAUGCAAUAUUAUCGAGGGAAUCGUAACGAUUAUAGGGUUAAUUAACUAUUCGAUAUCCGGCGCUCAUGGUCCGGACGAUGGCCCCCUGUGGGCGCGAGGACUUGCUCAAAAAUGAAAUCCGUUCCUAGUGUUCCUAAUUAAUUAUCUACCUUAGUAUUUAAAAGCUGAUGCAAUCCGUCUUGAAGCGCGAUCGUCGCCAGUCGCGCGCCAUUUUGAAUCGUCGGACUGGUCUAACCUUAAUUUUUAAACGCAGCGACGUUUUGUCUGUGUUUCUAUACGGGGCCUGCAGUAUUCGGGAAUGAUUCCUCGCGACAAAAUAAAUCGAGAAUCGUUGGUUAGGGACACGGACGCCAUAUUGGUUCCUCGACUAGGAGAUUUAAUUUUCUCGACGACAGAAGCCACGCGCGAGUAAAAUGUAUUCCGUGAUUUCGAUUCAGUUUUGGACGAGGAAUCGUUUCGUUUAUGCCACGAAUCACGACGUGCCUUGUAUAAAAUGUAUCAUAGCGUGUGGCGAUCGUUCACAUUUUAAGCGAUGCCCAAACGUUGCAAUACAUCCUGUACACAA